AAUAUUUUUAUUUCUGUAAAGCAUUAAUUAUAUAUUGACAAUAUUAUUCCUAACCUAAUAUCUAUAAGUUUUUCAAUGCUCCAACUAAUUUCUCACAGUGCUUCAAUAAUUUCCAUUAAUUAAAAAGAAAUCGCCCAUCAGCGCUGUUACUAAUUACUAGGUUUUGCACCUAGCUGUCAUUUGCUGUCUACAUUUUGGCGCAUUAGCACACAACACCUACAAAAAAUUAACACGGCACAAGUGAAGAUGUCCGAAAUCAAUGGACGCCCGCAGCCAUUUUUGCAAAGCUUUAAUUCAAUUUAUUAUCUCUGCAAACUUUUAGGCGUUUAUCCAUAUGAUUUGCAAAAAUUCUAUUAUCAAGGCAUACUGCAGGGCUCACGCCUAGGCAGCUGCGUGGUGGUGACGGUAAUGUGCAUCACCUUCAUGCUCUUCAACUUAUCCAUAUUUACCUUUGGCGACGAACAGGUCACAGCAAAGAAUAAUCACCUAAGUAUUAUCGUCACAGUAGUGUUCACCUAUAUUACUCCCGCCACCAUGUUCACCGAUCAGAUAACCGCUAUACGUAAUCAAACGCGGCUACCUGAACUCUUCGAACGCAUCGACUAUGUCGACGAGGAUCUUCGGCAGUUGGGUAUUUCAGUGGAUAAUCGACGCGUGCAGCGCGGCAUUUGGCUGAUGAUCGCGUUCACUUUUUUCUGUGAAUUUUUUAUAUUUUUCUCUUCAAUCUGGUUUUUGCUUGACGAAUUGAAAUGGACCACAACGCUAUGGAUCUUUAUCUCGCUUCCAACAUUCUAUAACACACUAGAUAAAAUUUGGUUUCUAGGCAUUUUGUUGGGGUUGAGAGAUCGUUUUGACGCCAUUAAUGCAGAGCUGGAAAGGAUAGCAGAAGAUCUGGAGAAAGGACAGACACGGCAGCUGAAGGGUGAACUCUGUCAGAAUAACGAUUUGGUGCUGCAGACAUCACUGCCACUGCGCAUGGAACAGGUCGAGGAUAUCAAAUUGGAGCGUCUGGUGCGCAAUGCUUUCGGUGAUUUACUGCACGACCGCGAACCGAUUAAAAACUGCAUGCUCAGCAUAAGCCAUGAAAGCUCGCUUUGCACAUUCAAAGCUGUACAGGAACGUUUCAUAAGCUUAUGUCAGUUGCACGACAGCACUUGUAGGAUUGCCAAGUUGCUCAACGAACUUUGGUCGUAUCCAAUAUUGAUACUGAUGGCCUUCGGUUUUGUCAACGUUACAUCACAACUUUACUUUGUUUAUUGCGCUACGCAAAUUGACCAUACCAUCCCACUCGUUUUUCGCUCCGCCAAGGAGCGCUCCAUCUCGACCGUGUUUCUCACCUACAUCGGCGGCAAAUGCGUGUCGUUGAUGCUUUACAGCUGGAAGACGUCACAGGCAGCGCGUCGUGCCGGCAUUUGCCUGCAUAAGUGUGGCGUUGCCGCUGACACCAAUGAGGUUUAUGAAAUUGUUAAUCAUUUGUCAUUGAAGCUCUUGAAUCACGCCAUAAAUUUCUCGGCAUGUGGAUUUUUUGCGCUGGACAUGGGUACUUUAUAUGCGGUUUGUGGCGCAAUAACCAGUUAUCUGAUUAUACUUAUACAAUUCGAUAUGGCCGGGCAACAAGUGCGGAUUUCUAAGGAGUUGGCUGCUUCGAAUGAGACCACCGCCGUUGAGUUGAUAACUGAAAAUUACACCGUUAUGCCGAUGGCAUCAACAACGCCAUGGGAUUAGAUAUGAGAUGUAAAUUUAUAGAUUUUGAUAGAAAUGUAACUGAGUAUAUUAGCAUAUAUUGUAUAUUAUGGUUUAUAAUUCGGAUAU
Molecule: messenger RNA, 1812 nt
Organism: Bactrocera oleae (olive fruit fly)
Lineage: Eukaryota; Metazoa; Arthropoda; Insecta; Diptera; Tephritidae
Product: gustatory receptor for bitter taste 66a
Biological process (GO): chemosensory behavior; male courtship behavior; sensory perception of taste
Cellular component (GO): neuronal cell body; dendrite; membrane
Source: RefSeq, a predicted model, not a curated record